Molecule: messenger RNA, 1147 nt
Organism: Moneuplotes crassus
Lineage: Eukaryota; Ciliophora; Spirotrichea; Euplotida; Euplotidae
Source: the annotation of a GenBank genome assembly
AUGCAUUUUAGAGAGUUUACUACAAGCGCCAAGAGACUAACAAAGCGUCCUGACGUUAUUGAGAAGACUAGGAUUUUUACAGAAAUGAUCCAGAAUAGCGAAGAUGAUUACUCCUUAAAGAGCGAAAUUGUGAGAAAGACUAAUAAAUAUCUUCAGUUGAAGAACAAAAUGGGAGAGUUCACCACACCCCAACUGAAGAUAGACGCUUGGAAUGUCAAUGGAAUCAGGGCAGGAAUCCGGAAAAAGACCUUACAAAAAUACUUUGAAGAAUCAGAUCCUGAUAUUGUUUGAUUCAAUGAGACGAAAAUUUGAGAAAAUAAGAUCAAAGAGUUCAAAUUAGACCCCGUUAUUAGUGACAAAUACAUCUCUUUUUACAACUGAUGCAAAUCUCCUCAUGCAGGAUACUCAGGAACAGCUAUUUUCUCCAAGUUUUACCCUAAGAAAGUAUAUUAUGGUCUUGGAACACCAGAGAAUGAUGCUGAAGGAAGAAUCCUCACCUGUGGUAAUUAAUCCCUCUAUCAGUCCAUGAACUUUACAUAGAGUUUGAAGACUUUUUCGUGGGAUCAGUUUACACUCCAAACUCAAUGGAAGACUGUAGAAGGCUCGAAUACAGGAUCUUCGAAUGGGACAACGCAUUCAGGAAAUAUUGUCAAGAGGUAGUCUUGCUCUAAGAUUAAAUUCUGUAGCUCAAGAAUACGGGAAAACUAGUCUUUCUUGCAGGAGAUUUCAAUGUGUGCCAUGAGCCAAUAGAUAUUCAUAACCCUAAGAUCAGCGAGGGAUCUCCUGGAUAUACUUUUAUAGAAAGGAGUUCAUUCACCAAGACUCUAAAAGAGCUCAGAAUGGUCGAUACAUUCAGAUUAAUGAACCCAGAAGUUCCUAAUUUUACAUGGUGGAGUAGCAGAGGCAAAGAAAUGCGUAAAAGAAACCUAGGUAGGAGAUAUGACUACAUCCUUGUUGAAAAAGAGAUUUCUGCCUUUUCAGGAAGUAAGAUCAUGAAAACAAAUUUUAGUAAAACAAGCAAAUAUUCUGAACGAUAUAUUUGGGAGUGACCACUGUCCUAUCUCCUGCACUAUCAGCACAGAGGCAAUGCAAAGAGUUUUAUCAAACAGAAGAAUAGUUAAUUACUAAAAUUACAAAAAAUCAAAAU